Messenger RNA from Conger conger (European conger), 3248 nucleotides. RefSeq names its product diacylglycerol kinase beta (gene dgkg). The record is from RefSeq and is a predicted model, not a curated record. Gene Ontology annotation, molecular function: calcium ion binding; ATP-dependent diacylglycerol kinase activity. Gene Ontology annotation, biological process: lipid phosphorylation; intracellular signal transduction; diacylglycerol metabolic process. Gene Ontology annotation, cellular component: plasma membrane. NCBI's taxonomy places the organism in Eukaryota, Metazoa, Chordata, Actinopteri, Anguilliformes, Congridae.
CCCGCCGAGAUGGGGGACGGGAGCUGGGUGUGUCUGAGCCCCUCCGAGUUCAGCCAGCUACAGCAGUACAGCGAGUAUUCCACAAAGAAGCUGAAAGAUGUCCUGGAUGAAUUUCACGGAGAUGGCGUCCUUGCCAAAUACAACCCAGAGCAGCCCAUCGAUUACGAGGGCUUCCAGCUCUUCAUGAAGACGUACCUGGAGAACGACAUUCCGGAGGAGCUGUGCCAGCACCUGUUCACCUCCUUCAAGAGCAAGACGGGGGACGGCUCGCCUGGAACGGCCCGCACCGGCCUGCUCGGGGUGAACGGUAAGAGCAUCCUCACCGCCAUGGCUCGCCACACGCCCGAGCAGGCGGCCGCCGUCAUGGCGACGGGGUCGGGGGCCACCACCUCCCCCUGCUCCUCCCGCUCGUCCUCCCAGAGGUCCGGCACGGGGGGCCACACCCCGGGGGGCCACACCCCGGGCGGGCCCCAGCGCUCCCCCUGCGCCCAGCCCAGACCCCCGGGGGCCGGGAGCAACGCCCUGGCCCCGUCCAACUGCCCCGCCUCCCCCCACCUCACCGCCCAGUCCCCAGACCGGACUCGGGAGAAGCGGGCGUCGCUGCGCAGGAGCCCCUCCCCGCAGAAGGGGAGCCCCCUCCCGUCGCCCCAGGUGGUCUUUCUCAAGGACAUCGUGUGCUACCUGUCGCUGCUGGAGAGGGGGACCCCCGAGGACAAGCUGGAGUUCAUGUUCCGCUUGUACGACACGGACGGCAACGGUCUGCUGGACAGCUCGGAAUUGGACCGCAUUAUCAAUCAGAUGGUGCACGUAGCUGAGUACCUGGAGUGGGACUCCACAGAGCUACGGCCGAUCCUGAAGGAGAUGAUGACGGAGAUAGAUUAUGAUGGGGACGGCACGGUCACGCUGGAGGAGUGGAUCCGGGGCGGAAUGACCACCAUCCCGCUCCUGGUGCUGCUCGGGAUGGAGACGAACAUGCAGGAGGACGGGCAGCACAUCUGGAGGCUGAAGCACUUCAACAAGCCGGCGUACUGCAACUACUGCCUCACCAUGCUCCUGGGAGUGAGGAAACAGGGCCUCUGCUGCGCCCUGUGUAAGUACACAGUUCACGAGCGCUGUGUGUCUAAAGACAUUGCCGCCUGCAUCAGCACCUACGCUAAGUCCCGCCGACACACCAACGCCAUGCAGCACGUGUGGAUCGAGGGGAACUCUCCCGCCAAGUGUGACCGCUGCCGGCGCAGCAUCAAGUGCUACCAGGGCCUGACGGGCCUGCACUGCGUGUGGUGCCAGAUCACCCUCCAUAAUAAGUGUGUGUCCAACGCCAGGCAGGAGUGUGACGGAGGGGCUCUGAAAGACCACACCCUACUGCCCUCCUACAUCUGCCCCAUAGUCCUGGACCGUCACUCCACGGUGAAGCGUGGAGAGGGGGACUCCAGUCCUGAGGACACGGGGCAGAGCUUCAAGUUCAGCGGAGACGGGCAGGGGAUGCAGAUCACGCCGCUCCCGGGGACACACCCCCUCCUGGUUCUGGUGAACCCCAAGAGCGGGGGCCGGCAGGGGGAGAGGGUCUUGCGGAAGUUCCAGUACCUGCUGAACCCACGGCAGGUCUACAGCCUGGACCGAGGUGGACCAAUGGCUGGGCUCAACUUCUUCCACGACGUUCCGGAUUUCCGGGUGCUGGCGUGCGGAGGGGACGGGACCGUGGGCUGGAUCCUGGACUGCAUCGACAAGGCUAACUUCUCCAGGCACCCCCCUGUGGCCAUCUUGCCCCUGGGCACGGGGAACGACCUCGCCCGCUGCCUUCGCUGGGGUGGAGGUUACGAGGGUGGGAAUCUGCUGAAGUUCCUGCGGGAUAUUGAGCACAGCACGGAGAUGGUGUUGGACCGCUGGAACAUCGACAUCGUCCCCGACAACAAGGAGGAGAAAGGAGACGACGUGCCGUACACCAUCGUCAACAACUACUUCUCCAUCGGCGUGGACGCCUCCAUCGCACACCGUUUCCACCUGAUGAGAGAGAAGCAUCCGGAGAAAUUCAACAGCAGGAUGAAGAAUAAACUCUGGUAUUUUGAGUUCGGCACCUCAGAGACCAUCGCCGCCACCUGCAAGAAGCUGAACGAGAGUCUGGAGGUGGAGUGCGACGGGACCGUCCUGGACCUCAGCAGCACCUCGCUGGAGGGCAUCGCCGUGCUCAACAUUCCCAGCAUGCACGGCGGCUCCAACCUGUGGGGCGAGACCAAGAAGCGGCGGAACUACAACCGCAUGAGCAAGAAGGUUCCGGAGCGCGUGGCGAUGAGCACGGUGACGGACGCCAAGGAGCUGAAGUUCUGCGUGCAGGUUCCUGGGGUCAAUGGAGCUGGUCCAAGCACACCUUCAACAUCAGGGCUGCUGGGGUUUUCCGAGAUUGAAGUCCCUUGGAGUGAAAAUAUUCUGCAAUCAUUAUUCUACGUCUCCAGCUACUGAGCAAACAAUGGCUGUCCGAGCUGUUUCCCACACGCGUGAUUCUCCAUGCGAAGAGACACCAAAUGGAAGGCGAGCUGUUCCUCUCUCUCUCUGCGCUGAGUUUGGCCCUCUGGCUGUAAAUGAGAAUCCAGUUCACUCGGCCGUUGAGAACAGUUCUCGCUGUAAAACUAGUGUCUUCUUCUCAAGUGGAGUUUUUUCUUGACAAGUGAAAUUUUCUUACCCCAUUGUCAAAUCUUGAAAUGAGUCAAACCAUCUCACCUAAUUGGCAAUAUUUUUGUUCUUUUAUAAUUUCAUUAAAAAAAGUAAUAGCAGUAAGAUUUGAAGUCUAAUUGUAUGACUAAAACACUUUUUGUUCAUUUUUUUGUGCUGUUACCGUGUUCCUGUGGCCCUCAAUUUAUUCAUUCUGAUUAAUCAUUUUUUUGUAAUUUCAGUUUUUUUCUCUCACUCAGAAACCCAGCAGUUUUAUUCAGAAAGUACUUAAGGCUGAAACGAGAGCACGUGACAUCACAAUGAAAAGGGCUGUGACCUCACAAUGAAAAGGGCUGUGACCUCACAAUGAAAAAAGAACAAUGACACCUCGGUGACAGUUCCACCACAUCCCCCUUCGGUGUAAUGUGACCCAGCGGUGAAACGUCCCUCAGAGGGGGUGGGGUUAAUUUGUGAAUUUGUGGCACCCCCUGCCUGCACCUUGGGGGCUGAGGACAGCACUGGAGCUGGCAGGACGGAAAGCCAAGGUCAAAUCUGAGCAGCUGCUCAGCACGACCAUGACUUAACCUCUGUAUCUGCUGAGC